Molecule: messenger RNA, 1261 nt
Organism: Tigriopus californicus
Lineage: Eukaryota; Metazoa; Arthropoda; Copepoda; Harpacticoida; Harpacticidae
Exons: 7
Coding region: 7-1164 (385 amino acids)
Source: RefSeq, a predicted model, not a curated record
UUCGCAAUGUCUUGUUCUGUCAACCGUUAUAGAAGAAACACCUCAUUUGCCUCUUGGUUCGCGAAUCUAACUAAAAUGGCACCGAAGUUUUCCAUAAUUUUCUCUUGGUUUGUGCUAGCAACACUGGUUUCUGGAACACCCAACUUUCCAACUUCUUCUCAAUCACAUUUAGACAACCAGUUUGCUGCUAAAUUGGAAGCCGUUCAUGCCAGAGAUGAUGACCUAGACUACGACCAAGAGGUGGUUAUGUCAUUGGACUCUGACGACGACCAGACCCCACCGCAACUGACAAUUAAUCCCGAAACCCUACCGGUCGGUUGGGACUGCAUGGACAAAGUGAUGAUGAUCGAUGACAUUGAGUAUACGGAUGAAAUUCAAUGCACUCACAUCGCUGAGGAGUCUUGCCACAACACAUAUGAGACCGUGUUCAAGGCUACCCAAAUUGAAGAAUGCAAAGAGAAGUUCAAGAAGGAUUGCUAUAUUGAGUAUAAGACUGUACCUCGAACGGAAAAGAUCGAAAUCUGUCAAGAGCCUUUGAUUCGUGAUUGCGAGGCCCAAGGUGAAAACGUAUGUUCCAACGAAUACGAGUCUGUUUGUGAGACGACGUAUCACGAAAACGAAGUCGAGGACGAUAUUCCUCAAUGUGAAUCCAUCAAAGAAGAGAUCUGCAACGCCAAUAGUAAAUGUACUAAAGUGGCUAAACAGGUGUGUAACCUUAUGAAGAUGAGCAGCACCAAACUCACUCCAGAAACCGAGUGUCGCCAAGAAGUCCGUGAAGUGUGCGGUCCAGAGCUUUGUCCAAUUUCAAAGGGACCCAAAGUUUGCGCAAACGAAUUGAAAACUUUUGUCCAAGAAGUACCCGAGGAACGUUGUAAUCUUACUCCGAUCAAAGUGUGCAACCCAGUGAGUAAAAUUGUUCCCCGUUUGGAACUGAAGAUGGAAUGUAUUGAUGUUCCCAGGGAAAUAUGCUCAACUGUCCCUGUUGAAGCUAAAAAGAUCCAACGUCCCGUGAUCAAAAAAUGGUGUGGGCCAGUCUCAAGUGAGUUGUUAAAGACAUCGAAUUACAACCACUCCGAGUUGGAACCUCAACUAAUUAAAGUCAACUUAUUUUCAUUUACAGAUCAUAACAACUCGAGAAAAAAGAGCCCAUCCAAUAAUGCUUAGUCGGAAUUGUUCCAUAGUUUUGAAACUUUGUCCGUGAAAUACAUUUCCUUUUUACAUCUUCAUUGCCAUAUAACUUGAUUGGAAACGACAGUAGAAG